AUGUUGCGAGUCAAGUCGGUUGUUUCACGGCCCGCCCUGGCACGAGGCCUCCAAACGUUUGAAGCAUUAGACUCUCAGGUUAAUGUUCUUCGUAACGGAAAGACUGUAGUGUCUCAGGGUACUGGCGGGCGCUCCUCCCGCUCGGGAUACACAGUCACCGUUUUUGGCGCUGCUGGAAACGUUGGCACUAUGCUUGUCUCCAAGCUUGCCCGUCAUGGUACUCUUACCGUGGUUCCUUACCGUGAGGAAAUGUUCAAGCGUCAUCUCAAACCCGCAGGAGACCUAGGCGUAGUGAACUUCCAGGAGUUCGACUUACGGAACAUUCAGUCCAUCGCAGACUCUGUAAAGUCUAGCGAUGUCGUCGUAAACUUGGUUGGCCGCAGCUGGGAAACCAAAAACUUCAGCUUCUACGACGUUCAUGUCGAGGGUGCUCGCCGUAUUGCCCAAGCUGCAAAGGACGCAGGCGUACCCCGCUUCGUUCAUGUUUCGAGCCACUCCGCCGACAUCAAUUCGCAUUCAAAGUUCUUGGCUACCAAAGCAGAAGGUGAAGAGGUUGUCCGUAGUAUUAUUCCCGAUGCUACCAUCGUUCGUCCGGGUCCCGUUUACGGUGGCACCGAUCGUCUUCUCCAGCCCAUGGCUACUCGCAAGUUUUUCCUUACCGCAAACAACGGUCAGGAGGUUAUUUAUCCUACUCAUCUACUGGAUUUGGCCACUGCCCUCGAGAAAAUUGUGUACGACGAUGCAACUGCUGGUCAGCUAUUCGAACUUUAUGGAAAUGAGUCUUUCACCAUGCGCGAGAUCCAUGACCAGGUCAAAGAUGGUGUAAAGAAGGAUCUACAUUUUGUCAACCUUCCAAAGAAAGUGCUCAAGUUGAUUGCAGAGUUCUUCCAGGUUGCCGCUUACUGGCAAGGCCCCCUAACUCCUGAUGAGGUUGAGCGCAUGUUCGUCAACCAGGUUAUUUCAAAAGACGCCAAGACCUAUGCUGAUCUCGGUAUCACCCCUCAGAAGUUGGCUGAUCAUCUUCUUUUCAUGGUUCGUUGGCACCGCCCGAACACUUACUUGCACGACUCUGUGGAGUCUGAUCGUCGGCGCAAGAAGACUAGCGAAGAUUUCGCCAAUAUCGUAGACUGA
Wickerhamiella sorbophila is the source of this 1131-nucleotide messenger RNA. RefSeq names its product NADH-ubiquinone oxidoreductase subunit, mitochondrial. Lineage: Eukaryota; Fungi; Ascomycota; Dipodascomycetes; Dipodascales; Trichomonascaceae. The record is from RefSeq and is a predicted model, not a curated record. Gene Ontology annotation, molecular function: protein-containing complex binding. Gene Ontology annotation, cellular component: mitochondrion. The transcript has a single exon. Bases 1 to 1131 code for a protein of 376 amino acids.